UCUGGGGCCAGCACCCCGAGGUCUGGCCGUGGAACUCCAAGACCUGGAGCCUGAGCCCCAGUCUAUGGGGCUGGAAUCCCCACGUCGGUCGCUGGGACCCCAAGAUCUGGAGCUUGAACCCCAUCAUUUGGAACAUAGACCUCCAGCUUUGGAGCGGAACCCCAAGACUUGACAUCUAAAACCUCAAAUCCGGAGCUGAACUCCAAAUUCUGUGCCCGGGACCUUGAAACCUGGGACUGGAUUCCCAAAUCUAUACACUGGAACCCACUAUUUGGGACCUGAACCCUGGGAUUUAGGCCUCAGAUUCCAAGAUCUGAACUGUGGGAUUCCAAGGGGCCUGAAUCUGAGUUUGAGCCUGAAGUCCUUGCUGCAGACCUGAAUGCUGAAAUCUGGGGCUAGAGACCUCCAGAUCUUGACUCAGCACCCCAGUAUCUGAGUGCAGAAUCCCAGUAUUGGAUCCCAAACUGAGCUUGGGACUCAGACCCUAAACUCCGUUUGACUGUUUAGCAUCCCAGGACUAAGCUGGGAGACCCUGGCCCUGAACAACCCAAACUGGACCCCUAAAAUUGGGCCCUAGAGGCCCAAUAUUUGGGGUUCUGGGACCCCAAGUAUUACGUUCUGGAGACUCCAUUGCCACAGACUUGAGCUGAGACACAGCAGACAGUCCCUCUACAGAAGGCUUCGUGACGGGAAAGGCAUGACCAGGCAUCCCCUCCAGAGCCCUGACCUCUGACUCCUCUGGAGCCUGAGGAUUCUGCUCCCUGGGGCAGCUUCCAGCUCAGGCCACCCCUGCCCGCAAUGGCCGUCCUCCCGCUGCUCCUUUGCCUGCUGCCGCUGGCCCCCGCCUCGUCUCCACCCCAGCCAGCCACACCCAGCCCGUGUCCCCGCCGCUGCCGCUGCCAGACACAGUCACUGCCCCUAAGCGUGCUGUGCCCAGGGGCAGGCCUCCUGUUCGUGCCACCCUCGCUGGACCGCCGGGCAGCCGAGCUGCGGCUGGCAGACAAUUUCAUCGCAGCUGUGCGCCGCCGUGACCUGGCCAACAUGACAGGCCUGCUGCAUCUGAGCUUGUCACGCAACACCAUCCGCCAUGUGGCAGCCGGCGCCUUUGCUGACCUGCGUGCCCUGCGCGCCCUGCACCUAGAUGGCAACCGGCUGACCUCGCUGGGCGAGGGCCAGCUGCGUGGCCUGGUCAACUUGCGCCAUCUCAUCCUGAGCAACAACCAGCUGGCAGCCCUGGCGGCCGGUGCCCUGGACGACUGUGCUGAGACCCUUGAGGACCUAGAUCUCUCCUACAACAACCUGGAGCAGCUGCCCUGGGAGGCUCUGGGCCGCCUAGGCAACGUCAACACGUUGGGCCUCGACCAUAACUUGCUGGCUUCCGUGCCCGCCGGCGCCUUUUCCCGCCUGCAUAAACUAGCGCGGCUGGACAUGACUUCCAACCGCCUGACCACCAUCCCGCCCGACCCACUUUUCUCCCGCCUGCCCCUGCUGGCCAGGCCCCGCGGCUCACCGGCCUCCGCCCUGGUGCUGGCCUUUGGCGGGAACCCUCUGCACUGCAACUGCGAGCUGGUGUGGUUGCGGCGCCUGGCACGGGAGGACGACCUCGAGGCCUGCGCCUCCCCACCGGCUCUGGGUGGCCGCUACUUCUGGGCCGUGGGCGAGGAGGAGUUUGUGUGCGAGCCGCCUGUGGUGACUCACCGCUCGCCGCCCCUGGCGGUACCCGCGGGUCGGCCAGCUGCCCUGCGCUGCCGGGCAGUGGGGGACCCAGAGCCCCGAGUGCGUUGGGUCUCACCCCAGGGCCGGCUGUUGGGCAACUCGAGCCGUGCUCGCGCCUUCCCUAAUGGGACACUCGAGCUGCUGGUCACCGAGCCAGGCGAUGGCGGCAUCUUUACCUGCAUUGCGGCCAAUGCAGCUGGCGAGGCCACAGCUGCUGUUGAGCUGACCGUGGGUCCCCCGCCACCCCCACAGCUAGCUAAUAGCACCAGCUGUGAUCCCCCGCGGGACGGGGAUCCCGAUGCCCUCACCCCGCCCUCGGCUGCCUCUGCCUCUGCCAAGGCAGCUGACACUGGACCCUCUACCGAUCGUGGCGUCCAGGUGACUGAGCAUGGGGCCACGGCUGCGCUCGUCCAGUGGCCAGAUCAGCAGCCUAUCCCAGGCAUCCGCAUGUACCAGAUCCAGUACAACAGCUCAGCGGAUGACAUCCUCGUCUACAGGAUGAUCCCAGCAGACAGCCGCUCCUUCCUGCUGACAGACCUGGCGUCGGGCCGUACCUACGACCUGUGUGUGCUCGCUGUGUACGAGGAUGGCGCCACAGGGCUGACGGCCACGCGACCGGUGGGCUGCGCCCGCUUCUCCACCGAGCCAGCGCUGCGGCCGUGCGGGGCACCGCACGCGCCCUUCCUGGGCGGCACGAUGAUCAUCGCGCUGGGUGGUGUCAUCGUAGCCUCGGUACUGGUCUUCAUCUUUGUGCUGCUUAUGCGCUACAAGGUGCAUGGGGGCCAGCCCCCCGGCAAGGCCAAGACGCCCGCACCGGUCAGCAGCGUUUGCUCCCAGACCAACGGCGCCCUGGGCCCCACGCCCACGCCGCCGGUUCCAGAGCCCAUGGCAUCCAAGGCCCACACCGUGGUCCAGCUGGAUUGCGAGUCCUGGGGACCCAGCCACGAACCUGUGGGACCCUAGCCAGGUGCCCCCUCUAAGGCUCCUCGGGCCCCAGGGACAGCAAGAUUGGACAAUCCAUGGGACCUGGCCUCAGACUCACCAAAUUGCUCUCGGUUUUUAAAACUGAUGGGGAGGGUGUCGGGAACACCAGGGCGCAACAAGAAAGUCCUAUUUUUCUAAGCUUGGGC
This is a messenger RNA of Carlito syrichta (Philippine tarsier), 2846 nucleotides long. RefSeq names its product leucine rich repeat and fibronectin type III domain containing 3 (gene LRFN3). The transcript is spliced from 3 exons. Lineage: Eukaryota; Metazoa; Chordata; Mammalia; Primates; Tarsiidae. The record is from RefSeq and is a predicted model, not a curated record. Gene Ontology annotation, molecular function: protein binding. The coding region runs from base 799 to 2679 and encodes 626 amino acids.